Molecule: messenger RNA, 1035 nt
Organism: Physella acuta
Lineage: Eukaryota; Metazoa; Mollusca; Gastropoda; Physidae
Source: RefSeq, a predicted model, not a curated record
AUGGCCCCAGCUUCGCCCCGACUACAGUUUUAUGGCUCCAGCUUCGUCCCGGCUAUAGUUUUAUGGCCCCAGCUUCGCCCCGGCUACAGUUUUAUGGCCCCAGCUUCGACCCGACUACAGUUUUAUGGAUCCCAUCUUCGUCCCGGCUAUAGUUUUAUGGUCCCAGCUUCGCCCCGGCUACAGUUUUUAUAUCCCUAUCGUCACUUCAGCUACAGCUUUAUAGCUUCACCUUUGCAUAAGCUCCAGCCUAUAUUAGCUCCACAUUUGCAUAAGCUACAGCCUAUAUUAGAUCCACCUUUGCAUAAGCUCCAGCCUAUAUUAGCUCCACCUUUGCAUAAGCUCCAGCCUAUAUUAGCUCCACCUUUGCAUAAGCUCCAGCCUAUAUUAGCUUCACCUUUGCAUAAGCUCCAGCCUAUAUUAGCUCCACCUUUGCAUAAGCUCCAGCCUAUAUUAGCUCCACCUUUGCAUAAGCUCCAGCCUAUAUUAGCUCCACCUUUGCAUAAGCUCCAGCCUAUAUUAGCUCCACCUUUGCAUAAGCUCCAGCCUAUAUUAGCUUCACCUUUGCAUAAGCUCCAGCCUAUAUUAGCUCCACCUUUGCAUAAGCUCCAGCCUAUAUUAGCUCCACCUUUGCAUAAGCUCCAGCCUAUAUUAGCUCCACCUUUGCACAAGCUCCAGCCUAUAUUAGCACCGCCUUUGCAUAAGCUCCAGCCUAUAUUAGCUCCACCUUUGCAUAAGCUCCAGCCUAUAUUAGCUCCACCUUUGCAUAAGCUCCAGCCUAUAUUAGCUCCACCUUUGCAUAAGCUCCAGCCUAUAUUAGCUCCACCUUUGCAUAAGCUCCAGCCUAUAUUAGCUCCACAUUUGCAUAAACUCCAGUCUAUAUUAGCUCCACCUUUGCAUAAGCUCCAGCCUAUAUUAGCUCUACAUUUGCAUAAACUCCAGUCUAUAUUAGCUCCACCCCCUCCCCUACAUUUGAAAAAAAAAAGUUGUUUUCCCAUACAGAAGCCUUUUAAGGUUGUUUAUUCUCUUGGUAAAUAA